Dermochelys coriacea (leatherback sea turtle) is the source of this 1443-nucleotide messenger RNA. It is a transcript of the gene GOLPH3L, whose product is annotated as golgi phosphoprotein 3 like. Bases 370 to 1227 code for a protein of 285 amino acids. Gene Ontology annotation, molecular function: phosphatidylinositol-4-phosphate binding. The transcript is spliced from 6 exons. Gene Ontology annotation, cellular component: trans-Golgi network; cytosol; Golgi cisterna. The record is from RefSeq and is a predicted model, not a curated record. Lineage: Eukaryota; Metazoa; Chordata; Testudines; Dermochelyidae. Gene Ontology annotation, biological process: Golgi to plasma membrane protein transport; retrograde vesicle-mediated transport, Golgi to endoplasmic reticulum; Golgi organization.
UAGGUUACCCAGGGAUACGGAAGCUGAUGGGUUUCCUCCCCCCUACUCCAGCUCAACCAGGAAGUAAAGUUUCUAUUUUCUCUGAGCUCAGAAGUUUAAUACCAGGCAAAGCAGAGGGGAAGGGGGGAGUGGACGAGGCCUCCCAGAAGAGGAGAUCAGAGUCACACAGAAGUGGGGGACUCCAGCGAAAGCCAUAAGCAGCCAAGCCACAACAGCCCGGGCUCCAUGAGGGCUAUGAAAAUCUAUGUGAAGAUCUAAGUCUCCAGAUGGGUCCAAGUUCUGUGCAGAUACCAGGCUGGACGUAGAAAGUGGACGUAGAAAGGCGAGCCCCUAGCCUCUUCCCAUUCUAGCUCCUAGUUGUGGGAAAGGAUGACGACGCUCAUUCACAGAGGGCGGCGUGCUGACGUGGGCAAGAACGCCGACAAAAGGCUGGAGGGCGAGGAUGAUGACUCGAAAGACAGAAACCUGGAUGAGGAGGAAUCCGGUGAUUCCAAAGAUAUCCGCCUGACCCUCAUGGAGGAGGUGCUGCUCCUGGGACUGAAGGAUAAGGAGGGCUAUACGUCCUUCUGGAACGACUGCAUCUCCUCGGGCCUGCGUGGCGGCAUUCUCAUCGAGCUGGCGCUGCGCGGACGCAUCCAGCUGGAGCCACUCACCAUGAGGAAGAAGAGGCUGCUGGACAGAAAGGUGCUCUUAAAGUCAGACACCCCGACUGGCGACGUCCUGCUUGAUGAGACCCUCAAGCACAUCAAAGCCACAGAGCCUGCAGAGACAGUCCCAUCAUGGAUAGAGCUGCUCACAGGCGAGACCUGGAACCCCUUCAAGCUGCAGUACCAGCUGCGCAAUGUGCGGGAGCGAAUCGCCAAGAACUUGGUGGAGAAGGGGAUCCUGACCACGGAGAAGCAGAACUUCCUGCUCUUCGACAUGACCACCCACCCAGUCACCAACACCACCGAGAAGCAGCGCUUGCUCAAGAAGCUGCAGGAGAGUGUCCUGGACCGGUGGGUAAACGACCCGCACCGCAUGGACAGGAGGACCUUGGCCUUGCUGGUGCUGGCCCACUCCUCGGACGUACUGGAGAAUGUUUUCACCCCGCUGGCGGAUGACAAGUAUGACACGGCCAUGAACAGGUCAAAGGACCUCUUGGACUUGGAUCCCGACAUGGAGGCCACCAAAGCCAGUGCCACUGAGAUGAUCUGGGCUGUCCUGGCGGCCUUUAACAAAGCCUAAAUCCAGACCGCCUUGCCUGUUCAACGUAGCAUGGGACCUUUGGGCGGGGAGCUGCACUGGGCCGGGCCAGCACAAACUCUGUUCUACAUGGCACCUGGGUUUCACUGAUGUCCAUGCCCGGCCCAACCUACCUCUUUUGGCUGGGGAUUGUUGUGCUGGUAGAACGAGCGACUGUAUGUUGUAUGUCCUCUUCUCGUAAACACUCGGCUACAUGAA